Messenger RNA from Melanotaenia boesemani (Boeseman's rainbowfish), 2229 nucleotides. Its product is annotated as zinc finger protein 502-like. Gene Ontology annotation, biological process: regulation of transcription by RNA polymerase II. Gene Ontology annotation, cellular component: nucleus. The record is from RefSeq and is a predicted model, not a curated record. Gene Ontology annotation, molecular function: RNA polymerase II transcription regulatory region sequence-specific DNA binding; DNA-binding transcription factor activity, RNA polymerase II-specific. NCBI's taxonomy places the organism in Eukaryota, Metazoa, Chordata, Actinopteri, Atheriniformes, Melanotaeniidae. Bases 63 to 2132 code for a protein of 689 amino acids. The transcript has 6 exons.
CCAAGCACAAAAGCGGAAGUGAGCAAAAAACAAUUAACGAUGGAGAAGCUUUUCUGUGACACAUGGAGACAGAUGUUACAGUGAUGGAUGGAAACACCGCGCAGAGCUUGAGUGAAAUGUCUAAAGCCGAGAAACUGCGGGGUUUUGUUACCGAGACACUCGCGGCUGCCUCGCGGGAGAUAUUAACGCUUUUCGACACGGUUGUAGCCGCAUAUGAGGAGGAGGCCUCUGGGUUCCGACGAGAGAUUGACUGGCAGAGGAGACAGCUGGAGCUCCUGCAGCCUCAGGUUACUGUCAGCGCAGCUGGUGUGAAGAGCAGCAGAAACCAGGGCUCUGUUGAGGAAGAGGAGUCGAAUGAGCUUCUGAAGAGUCUGGUCUCAACUGCUCCAUCAAGGUCGUUGGUGCCUCGACGUCAGCAUGCACGAAGAAAGCCCUGCAGACCUCAAAUAAGCAAAAUGCACAACACCCUAAACUUCAAAAUCUGCAUCCUGGAGGACCCUCAGAUCAAAGUCCUCACUAAAAACGUAGUUAAGACCUGUCCAAUCCUCAACCUGAAGUGUCCUCGAGACCUGCAGGAAGCAGAUUUUCUGGACUUGCUGAGAUCUGCCGUUCCUCAGCUGGCUGGACACGGCAGAGCGUUUGACUUUCUAACUUUGGACAAGAGACGGAGACUAAAACCUCUGAAACUGAAGACGAUGACGGCGGAGGAGAUCUACAACAACAUGAGCUGCACAGGACUGAGCAGGCCAACGCUCCACAUCCGGCUGAAGACACAAGAGGAACCUCGGGAAGCGACUGUCCCUCAGACAGAAACCAGCAGCUCUGUCAUGUCCACGUGUGAGAAAACAAAGCAACAAAGCAGCUCUGCUCAGGCAGCUGAAGGCAGCAGACUGGACGACAUGUCCAUUGGCUCAGUGUCACACCAACAAGAAGCCGGUGAUGAAGACCGUGGGAUGCUGGAUCCAGAUGAGGACUCUCUGCUUCACGCAGAAGAAAACCUUGACGGGGAGGAGAGCGACAGCAGCUGGAAACCAGAGCGAAGAAAGACCGACUCCAAGCCGCAGCCAGAGCUGACGGAGAAACAAAAAGUGACACUUCCUGUCAGCUUUCCGGCCGGGAACAGCAUCGCUGCUUUUCCCUGUAAAGUCUGCGGCGCUCCAAACAGAUCGGAGGUCGCGCUGGUCAAACACGCCUGGACUCACGGAGAUGAAGCAGGGGGUGUUUGUGGAGUGUGUGGGGAGUCUGUGGAGGGGCUGAAGGACCACCUGGAAAGUCGACACAAAACAAAGGACUGUCAUCUGUGUGGAGAGUCGUUCCUCUGCAGCCUCAGCCUCAACGAGCACGUGGCGGGCCACUCAGGCCAGCGACCGUUCAAAUGCAGCGUCUGUCACGGUGAGUUUGCUUUAGAGGAGACUCUGGAGGACCACCAGAAACUCCACGAGCCGGGUCACAGAUGCCAGAUCUGCCGCAAGGUGUUUGAGCUGGAGGAGCAGCUGAAAGCUCACAGCAGGACUCACACCAGCAGCAAGACGUAUCUCUGCGGCGUGUGUGGCAAGUUCCUCCGAGACAACCGCUCCCUAUCCCGCCACAAGAAGACCCACUCUGUGGAAAGACCCCACGGCUGCCAGGUGUGUGGGAGGAGCUUCAAGCUUCCCACCACGCUGAAGCAGCACGAGAAGAUCCACACGGACAGAGAGAGGUCGUACCUCUGCGACGUGUGCUGCAAAAUGUUCCUGACCAGCAAGCAGCUGCUCAUCCACAUGAGGACGCACACCAACGAGAAGCCGUACCACUGCGACGAGUGCGGGAAGGGCUUCACCACCAAGGGGCCGCUCACCAUCCACAUGAGGGUCCACACGGGCGAGACGCCGUACCGCUGCGCGCACUGCGGCUGGUCUUUCAAACGGAAAACGCACCUGGACAACCACGUGGCCAUCCACACCGGCGCCAAGCCCUACGUGUGCGGGAUCUGCGGGAAGACCUGCGCUCGCAAAACCUACCUGACCGUUCACAUGAGGACCCACAACGGGGAGAGACCGUACAAGUGCAGCGCCUGUGACAAAGCCUUCACCCAGAGCCACUGUCUGAAGAGCCACAUGAAGAGCCACCGGGCGGCAACGGCGGCUCCGUGACGCAUUUCUAACUUUUUACUCUUUCAUGGUUUUACUCAUUCAUUUCAUGUUUCUGUAAAAGCACAAAAUUACUAAAUAAAAUGUGUCUGAAAAUCUU